Molecule: messenger RNA, 644 nt
Organism: Saccostrea echinata
Lineage: Eukaryota; Metazoa; Mollusca; Bivalvia; Ostreida; Ostreidae
Product: ctenidin-3-like
Exons: 3
Coding region: 1-609 (202 amino acids)
Source: RefSeq, a predicted model, not a curated record
AUGAAGGCCAUCUUGACGACUCUGUUGGUAUCGUUGUGUGUUGGCGCUAGCCUGGCAGGCGGGUACGGCGGUGGUGGCGGUGGCGGUGGAUAUUACGAUUACGGAGGGUAUGGCGGAUAUGGAGGUGGAUAUGGUGGAUAUGGCGGAGGAUACAGUGGAUAUGGCGGGGGAUACGGUGGAUAUGGCAGCAGUGGUGGAAAGGGUUACGGAAAAGGGAAAGGUGGAGGUGGCUACUCGACCAUUAUUUAUUACCCGGUGGCUCAGGACUACUACGUGCCGGUGCCGGUUGACGGAGGAAUGGACGGAUAUGGAUUCGGCGGAGGAUAUGGAUAUGGCGGGGGACUCGGGGGAUAUGGUGGAGGGCUUGGAUUAGGUGGAGGGUUGGGACUGGGUGGAGGAUUACCUAAUGGCGGUCUUGGGCUGGCCUUGGGCUCCGUCUAUAACCAAAACCAAAUGGGUCUCUUCGGUGGAGGUGGAUUUGGGGGCUCAAGCCCUCUCUUAGGAGGUAUCGGAGCCCUAGCUGCUUCUACAAAUCCUAUACUUGGAAUCGGCCUGGCUGCCGCCGGCGGAUUUCCGGGUCUCGGGUUCCUUGGAGCCUUGUCUGGCUAAUUAUUCAGAGCUGGUGCUUCCUACCAGAGCUUCUU